Molecule: messenger RNA, 1083 nt
Organism: Aspergillus ochraceoroseus IBT 24754
Lineage: Eukaryota; Fungi; Ascomycota; Eurotiomycetes; Eurotiales; Aspergillaceae
Gene: plyC
Product: polysaccharide lyase family 1 protein
Exons: 2
Coding region: 1-1083 (360 amino acids)
Source: RefSeq, a predicted model, not a curated record
AUGAUUUUCACCCUUCGAUGGCUGGCAGCUGCAGCUGCGAACGCCUUUGCAGGAGCCGUUGGGUUCGGAGCCAUUGCAACUGGAGGCAACAGCGGAACCAAGUACCAUGUAACCAAUCUAGACGACUCUGGCGCUGGGUCAUUCCGGGAGGCAGUCAGUGAACCAAACCGGUAUAUUGUCUUCGAUGUGGGUGGCUACAUCCAGCUGAGUUCCGCGGUUUCGCUCUCCAGCCAUAUCACCAUCGACGGACGGACAGCUCCAGGCGACGGCAUCGGUCUCAAGGGCCGUGAAAUCUCCGCGUCGGGGAAAACCAACAUCAUCAUGCGGAAUAUCCGGAUGCGCCAGGGGACGCUCGACCCCGAUGCCGGGAAGAGCGCCUUCAACAUGGGGUCUGCGUCCAACAUCAUUCUGGACCACUGUUCCCUGGAGUACGGCCGGUUCGACACCAUCGAUGCCGUGAAGGCAGUGAACAUCACGGUGUCCAACUCAAUCAUCGCAUUCCCCAUCGGGCAGAAGUUUGGCGCCCAUGUCGAGACUGGUCCGUCCACGUUUUACCGCAACCUGUGGGUGAGUGCGCACAACCGCCAGCCGCUGGCCAAGGACGACACGCAGUUCAUCAACAACAUCGUGUACAAUUACCAAGCGGCCUACACCGUUGCCGACACUGGCGGGCACUUCUCCCACGACAUCAUCGGCAAUUACUUCAUCGCGGGGCCAAGCACCUCAACCCCAAGGGACGAUUACUUUCAGAUGAACUCGCGCCAAACCGUGUAUGCCACUGGCAACUAUCUCGAUAGAAACAAGGACGGUCUCCUCAAUGGAGCCGCGGCAAACUCGGUCGGCAGUGCUACCCUUGCAAGCAAGCCAUGGGAGAGCACGUCGCUGACGCUUGCUUCGCUCUCAGCAGCCGAUGCUUACACUGAGGUCUUGAGCAGCGUGGGCGCCGCCCCGCGGGAUGAGUUGGAUUCUUUUGUGGUUUCGACAGUCAAGUCACUCGGGAAGAAAGGAACUAUAUACUCGAGUCAAACUGGUACUGGUGUUUCGAACGGGGGGUAUGGAACUUUGUCGAACUCUUCGUCGUGA